CGGCUUUUUUACGUCUCCCCCCUCCCCUGCGCACUCCAUGCCGGGUCUCUCUCGCCAGCUCGCCUCGGCUCGCUCGAGCGGCGGGAGAGUUGGCACAAACCUCGCCGCCACUGCCGCGCGCAGGUUCCCGCCCCAGCCUCUCCGCCUUUCCCUGCGCCCUCCGCUCCCACCAUGGGGCCAAUUUGGGGCUCCUAAGAGUUGCCGCGUCUUAGCAGCGCGCUCUCCGGCCAAAGUCCCCACGGGCGGGCUAUGGCUUAGGGCGCAAGAAGGGCCAGCCUAGAGGUAAAGGGAAGGGGAAAGGACGGCUAACGGGAAAAAGAGGCCAAACGAUGAGUUUCCAGGAGGACGGAGUGAGCAGCCUGUGCCAGAAGGCGCUGCACAUUGUCACCGAGCUGUGCUUCGCGGGCCAGGUGGAGUGGGAGAAGUGCUCGGGCAUCUUCCCCCCGGACAGGGGCAGCCAGGGCGGAGGCAGCACAGAUAUUUCAGUCAGCUUGUUAGCAGUGGUUGUCAGCUUUUGUGGCCUGGCCUUGCUGGUUGUCUCACUUUUUGUCUUCUGGAAGUUGUGCUGGCCUUGCUGGAAGAGUAAACCCGUGACUUCCAACGUCAGUACCAUUCCACAGAGCACUUCAAAUGCUCCUACUGAAGUUUUUGAGACUGAAGAGAAAAAAGAGGUUAAAGAAAAUGAAAAGCCAGCACUAAAAGCUCUUGAGCCUGCAAUAAAAAUCAGCCACACUUCUCCUGAUAUCCCAGCAGAAGUGCAGACUGCUUUAAAAGAACAUUUAAUUAAACAUGCACGUGUGCAGAGACAAACUACUGAGCCUACGUCUUCAUCUCGCCACAAUUCCUUCAGGAGACACCUACCAAGGCAAAUGCAGAUUUCCAGUGUUGAUUUCAGCACGGGCACAGAACCCGUUUUACAAAGAGGAGAAACAACAACCAGCAUUGGGAGGAUAAAACCAGAGCUCUACAAACAGAAAUCAGUUGACUCUGAGGGCAACAUGAAAGAAGAGGUCAAAACCUGUGGGAAACUUAACUUUACCCUCCAGUAUGAUUAUGAAAAUGAACUUCUAGUUGUGAAAAUUAUCAAAGCCUUAGAUCUCCCUGCUAAAGACUUCACAGGAACUUCAGACCCUUACGUGAAGAUGUAUCUCCUUCCAGAUAGGAAAAAGAAAUUUCAGACCCGCGUGCACAGAAAGACUUUAAAUCCUCUAUUCGAUGAAACUUUUCAGUUUCCUGUAGCAUAUGAUCAACUAAGCAACCGAAAACUACAUUUCAGUGUGUAUGAUUUUGACAGAUUUUCUAGACAUGACAUGAUUGGAGAAGUGAUUCUUGAUAAUUUGUUUGAAGUCUCCGAUCUCUCCAGGGAAGCCACAGUAUGGAAAGAUAUUCAUUGUGCUACCACAGAAAGCAUAGACCUGGGUGAAAUCAUGUUUUCCCUUUGUUAUUUGCCAACUGCUGGGCGUAUGACAUUGACAGUCAUCAAGUGCAGAAAUCUGAAGGCUAUGGAUGUUACUGGCUCAUCAGAUCCUUAUGUCAAAGUGUCUCUGAUGUGUGAGGGUCGAAGAUUAAAAAAGAGGAAAACGACUACAAAGAAAAACACUCUCAACCCUGUGUACAAUGAGGCCAUUAUUUUCGACAUCCCUCCGGAGAACGUGGACCAGGUCAGCCUCUCCAUUGCGGUCAUGGAUUAUGAUAGGGUAGGACACAAUGAGGUCAUCGGAGUGUGUAGAACGGGACUGGACGCUGAGGGUCUUGGGCGAGACCACUGGAACGAAAUGCUGGCCUACCACCGAAAGCCAAUAACGCAUUGGCACCCCUUGCUGGAGUUACCUGGCCGGGCGACCAGUUUUGAUAGUCAAGGAUCCUGUCCAUCUCCCAAACCACCUUCCACACCAUAAUGCCUCCAAAAUAAGACCAUUCUAAUCAGGACCCAGGAUCACGUGCUCAUCAGAUCAGAAAAAAAGUGGAAGGUUUGAUUUCCUCAUUUAAAAUAUAUCCUGAUAAUGAACAAAUGAUGUGCAGUUUUUCAUUUGCUUUUUUUGUCUGUUUAUUAACUUUGGACAUCUUGAUAUAUUUUACUUGAAUACAAAUAGUCCCAACUUACAUAAGGCAUUUUAUUCUUCAUGUCAUAUGCCUAUUAGCACAAAGAGUGUUUUAAUAAGUUGUAAUUCUUUGCAUAAGCAAAGAAAUGCGUUUUUUUAAAAGAAUCCGUGCUUAUCUAAAAUGGAAUAUAGCUUAUGCUGCUAGUGUAUACAGUAGCAUAUGUCACGUAUGUAUGGUUUUGAUUUUGUCACAAGUAUGUUUAUUUCUAGUUGUGCACAUGGUUCUACAUAAACUCUAAUGAAAAUUUUGAACUUAGCAUUAAAUCCUUGCACAAUCAAAUUAAUGUUACUUAUCUGAUAAUAUAUUCUUUCAUUCUCAGCAAUUUCUUUUCUUGGUGAGGUUUGGCUCUGCCAAACUCGAAACUUUGUCUCUCAAGCUUGUUCUUUAAAAUAUACAGGUAAAGCUAUAAUUUAAAGAACCAUUUUGAAUAUAAAUUUAAGAAGUAAUAUUUAGCAGCUGGAAAAUGGAAGUUGAGCCAUUUGGGCUACCAUUUUAUACUGUCUUAAUGUUACAUUAGUUCAAACGUGUUGCACUGUUUAACUGAACAUUUUUAAAAUUCUAAUAAUCUUAAUCUCAAAUGUAGCAUUAGUGUUCCUAAGUGAAUAGAACCAGAAGUCAUUCAUUUUUUGUGUUUGUAAAGUUCUCAAGUACUGUGACAUGUAUAUUUUGUGACAUGAAGCUAUCACAUAGAUCUUGUAUUUCUGAUAGACGAUACUAACAGACACCAAAGCUACAAUAAAUGUCUGUGCUCAUUGUCAUUUAGAUUGUACACAGUAAUGAUGACUUUUAAACCCAUUCAGAAGCUAAUCAUUAGAAUUGGGUAUUUUCUUAAAGAAAGGAUGACUUAUUUUUCAGCAAAUUACAGAAAUAUACCAUAAAUAAUAUAACUUCAACAUUUAAUAAAAAUAAACGAAUAAUUCUAAAGGCCCAGACCCACAGUCCUUUCAUGAAAGGCAUUUACCUUCAUAAGGAUCAAGGAGCAGGCCACUAGUCGUAAAAACUAUGCAAAUGUUUUUACAUGACGGAACUUUCUUUUAAAUCAGGUCAACUUUUUAUUGUCUCAUUUCCAGGCCCUAUAUCUAUAUCUAUAAUCUAUAUUGAAUGACCCCAACCUUGCUUUUGAGAUGUGUAUUAUGGAUAGUGCAUAUUUCAAGCUUAUCCCAAGAUAAGAGGUUAAAAAAAAUCAAAAAAAGGCAAGAAAAUAUGAAAUUAGAAUAUAAAAACACGUUCAUCAGAAUGGGAAAAUUUUAUCAACAGUUAUAAAAUUUUGAUUUUAGUAAAAUCUCUUGUUUCUAAAUAUUAAAAAGUUUUAAAAGCCUUGACAUUUUGUUUGUUGGCCUCUCAUAAUGAUGGCAUUACUGUUAAUUAAGAUGUAAAUAUUUUACACAUUAACGUUUUAAAGGCAAACACCAUUCCUUAAAACUUUUCAAAAAUACUUGUACCAUCCUAAUGAAAACAAGUAUUUAUAGCUAACAUUUUCUAAUUGAAAAUAAUAAAAGAAAUCCGUUUGAAAAUACCUGGCAACCUUAUCAAGCCUAAAAGAAGCAUUUUGCUGUAGACAGAAUGACUGAAGAUAACACUUCCAUUUUAGAAUUCUUUGUUUUACUGGGAAGUAAAAAUUGUCAAAUGGGAAGACAAAAGUUAUACUCCUAAUAAAAUGGCAUUGUUGGAGACAAUUGUUUUAUUAGUAGAUAUAGCUGCAGCUUGUAUUUCAUUAGCAACUAUAUUUCCUGAGUGAGUGUAGUAAUUAUUUUCAUCUGAAACCAUCUUUUAAAGACUUUUGAUUAAUUCUUAGAAGCUCGUGUUUUCUUUGCCUCCUAUGGAGAAAAAGCCAAUGUUUGUGAUGAAAAAAUGCAAACAACCAGGCAGCCAGGAGACUUUAAUAUGGGGAUUGGAGAUUAAAGUAAGUUUUUAAGAUAAUUUUUUAAAAAUGUUUCCUAGAGAUUAGAAUAAACUCAUCACGUGAGAGUAUUUGUUAAUCCUGUGAGAGAGAUCAAGGAGAGAAAAUUCAUCACCGCUUAUCUUUCACGCAAACCAUGAGGGAGUUUACCCUCACGUUGAUAAAGCAUGAUCAUUUAAAAUGAUGGUUCGUAUUAUAAAAGUGUAAUCCUACCACUUUCAAUACAAUACACCCUCACUCUAUACAGCCACACGUCCAUACAAACAUAAUUUAUCCUCUUUCUACUUGUGAUUGAAGAUAGAAUGUUUUUCUUUCAGUGUUUAAAAUCAGAUUUGAUGUUACAGAUAGCAUCCUCAUUUGUGUGGCACACCACAUUUUAAUGACAGCACAGACACAUUAUGAAGUUGCGGCUUAGGUAUAUAAUGAAUACCUAAUUUCAGGGACUUAUUCAGGGACUUGCCACACCUAAGUCUAGGAAAAAGGAGUUAGUGUUGAUUCAUUGGCACUGAUGUUCUUUUGAGGUUUUAUUUAUUUUAUUUAUUUAUUUAUUUAUUUAUUUAUUUAUUUAAUGUGACUCACUAAGUAAUCGGGGAUAAGGAAAUUGAAUAUGAAAAGAACAUUAAUAUUUGUGAAAUAUAUAAUCUCACAAAAAUCUGAACAGUUACUGCUUUUUUUACACUGGUUUCUUGAUAAUAUUUUUCUUGACCAUUUUAAUUUUCUUUGUCAGGCCAGCCCUGUUUCUGGCACUUUAUUUUACAUGUAACACUCGUGAUAUUAAUACAUUCACUGAUCCGUAAAAAAUAUCAUGAGGACUAGUGUCAGGGAACUCGAGAUGGGAACACAGAGCCAAGUGCCCACUUUCUUAUGCAGCUUUGGGGAGUGUGUGCAUGUUCUAGUUACUGCAGGGAGAUCAGAACUGAUCAAUACUGACUCAGGUUUUCCAUAAAAGCAAAUAUAUUUGAACCUAUUUGGUUGUGAUAUUUAGUUGACAUUUCCACCUGUGUUUAUUCUCCUAUAAUAUUUAUUAUUUUAAAAUUUUGCAGACUCAGUAAAGAACUAUCAAUGUCUUAAGGCUUUUACUUAAUGAUUAAUUGCUUCAAAAAUGAAAAAGCCAAACUUCCACUCCUUUCUCAACUUUUACUAUUCAUAACAAAAUAUAACUUAUUUCAGAACGAGUUAGCCAAAGAGCCAAAGACUACUACUAAGUAAAAGGACACAAAAUCUUCACAUUGAACAUGUGACCAUUUCUUUACCUCUUUAAAAAGAGUACUUGAUAUUAUCUCAGAACGUGUGUUUUCAGGGAAUGGAGUUCCAUCUGAUGUUUUUUGCCACCUUAGUUGCAAUUAUGACCAGGUAAUUUAAUUACUUGGUUAUUAAAAAAAAAAAAAGCUAGAGUCAAUAAAGAUAUAAGAAAGUCAUUCAAUCUUUACUAAAUCUAAAGAAAAUGUGGACACCUGUUUUCUUACAACUUGGUCUUGAAGCAACUCUGGUUGUUCUGAUGUACUUAAAUUUAUCUAAACUUCUAUUGGUUUUAGGCUAAGAAUUUAUUGCUGCCAACAAAAAAUGAUACAAAAGCAUGGAAGAAUCUACAAAAUUAAAUGGUAGUUUAAUGGAGAUGUUAAAACAUGUGGAAAUACAAAUAUUGAAUGCAAAAUCUAAAAAUUCCUUUGUAUUUUAACUUUUAGUGGAAACUAAAUUCUAUAACACAGUUCAAAACAACCCAUGACACAGCAUUUUAAUAGUUACUCAGUGACAUAGCUCAGGAUAAGAUUCAUCUGAACCUGUUAAGACCCAUUAUUUAAAAGAAAAUAAUGAGUUUAUAUUUUACAUGGGAAAUAGAGCUAAUUAAACUAAAUGCUUUUUCUGAUGUGUUAUUCAGUGAUACUCUUUAAGGUAAGAAUUUUCUAUUUCAUUAAAAGACUUUUCCCAUAUUUGCUCAAUCUUGUGUUAAUUAAAGUGAAUGGUAAUUCAGUGAAAGAAGCAUUGGUAAUACUUGUCAUCUGCCGUUAACAGUUAACCAAAAAGAUGUAUAUUUGAACAGUGGCAGUUAAUUAAUAUUCAGUUCAGGUGUUUUCUCAUCAAAGUAAAAACUUGUUUUCAUUUUUACCCUGUUCAUCAUGAAGAUAGGUAACCAGGGUUUGACUUGGCAUAUCAAGUCUCUAUCAUCCUAUAGAGACUUAGAAAGCACUAAAUUAAGGGCUGAGGUGGGACUUAAGGAUUUAUUGAAUGCAGACAUUUUGAAUACUAGAAAUGGUGAUUGAAAAAGCAAGUAGAAGAUGUUUAAGAGAAAAGAUAAGCUUCUUCAGGCCUGAAAUGAUUUAAAUGUACUUCUACAAGGAGGAAUUGAUUAGAAUAAUCCUAUUUUUAUCUAUACUGAGACACUGAAAAUGACUCUCUAUUGAUAGAUCUAGAGAUGCAGAUAGCAUUUAUAUGGAAAUGUUUCCAUCUCAGACUGAUGAUAAUUUUUUCUGAGCUCACAUAGGUCAUGAGAACCCUCUCCAAAGAGCAAACUAUGCCUGAUCUUGUCAUGAAAGGGUAAAAAUUGGCCAUUUUCUUUGGAAAUUUUGUUGUGAUUUGCAUCUGCUGUGCACAGAAUUCUUAUUUACUGUACAGGGUGGUGGAUUUCAAUUAUUAAAUUUCAUGAUUUUGUUCCCUUAAAAGCAAUUUAUUGGAUAGCAAUGCAUAUUAUAGAAAUGAGUCAAAAUUGUUAAGAAAAGUAAGUCUCAAUGUUGGAAGGUUAAUGCAUUGGAUUUUUGUUUUUGUUAUCUCUUUCAAAAUUGUUUUUUUAUUUUCCCAGUCUGAACAUCAAUACAAGGAAUUAUGUCUGGCUAUGAUUUUGCUGUAGAAUAAAGUUUGUGAAUGAAAAAUCAGCUAUAAUCUCUAAGGCUGUGUACAAACUGGCCACAGAAUCAUUCUCUAUAAAAAAUGCAUGGUUUAUUCUAUUCAUAUCUAUAUAGAUCAUUUUGUGGGUUUUAUUUUUUUUUCUUUAAAAAGAUCCUUUAAGCUUCUCAUUUGAAAACACAGUAAUCUCCAGUGUGAGUAGCUUCAUAAAUUCUACUGCUGUAUAAGAAAGAAGCAGGUAGACCAACUCUAAUAUACAAAAUAUUUGCAUCUAUAUUUUUUAUAAACAAAAAGUCCAACCCAAGUUCACGCCAUUCACAUUAACUUUUUAUUGACCCUUCCAACUGAGAGAAGUGAUUGGGUUCAUCUGCAAAAUAUGAAUAAAUUCUGGAACACAUUGAAGUGAGAUCUUCAUUUCAGAAUGAAGAACGAAGAAAUAAAAAUAGAAAACAACUGCCUCGUAUUGUAAAUGUGGUGAUUCCACUAAUGAAUAGUCCAAGAUAUUUGCCAGUUGUUCUAAACUGGCAGAAACCACCAAAAUUUUUCAUUUUGUACAUGACAUCGAAUAAUUUGGAUCCAUCAUAUUUGAUCUUCUUUUUGUAUCCUUCAGUCAUUGUUCAUAAGGUGACUUUUUAACUGAAGUUUGUGAUGUAAUAUGUAGCCAUUGUUCAAAUCGAUAUCUUUGACUUCCGUAUUAUAUAACAAAAAUUUUACAAUCUUUUGAAAUUCGUGUUUCUGGCUUUUGUACAUGGUAACCAGCCAUUUGUGAAACUUGACAGCAUAUAAUUGUAUUACUUAGAACAAAUGUUUUGCAGCCACCUUUAAAAGAUGUUACACAUUGCAGUAUUUUUACAAUGUCUUCUUUAGAAUGUGUGAACAUAUUUGUCAGGUUCAGAUGAAUUAUGUAACAAUGAAACCUCAAAGCUGUUAUGAAGUGUACAGUUUAUGAUUACUUUUGUAAAAGAAAAUGGAAAAGCACUUGAAAUAUAAUUUUACUGUUUCAUAUGUAUUUUGAAAAAUAAAUAAAGUGAUU
Molecule: messenger RNA, 7877 nt
Organism: Diceros bicornis minor
Lineage: Eukaryota; Metazoa; Chordata; Mammalia; Perissodactyla; Rhinocerotidae
Gene: SYT10
Product: synaptotagmin 10
Exons: 7
Coding region: 330-1898 (522 amino acids)
Biological process (GO): regulation of dopamine secretion; cellular response to calcium ion; regulation of calcium ion-dependent exocytosis
Cellular component (GO): membrane
Molecular function (GO): syntaxin binding; calcium ion binding; calcium-dependent phospholipid binding
Source: RefSeq, a predicted model, not a curated record